AUGACACUGUUCUAUGCUGGCUUCCUCAUGGCUGAGCUGGAUAUUCGGCGGAGUGCUGCAAAGGCAUCGUAUAAGAGCGACUCAAGUAACACGUCAAAGUGCUUCUGGUCCAUCAUCUACAUUAUUAUCUUCAUGGCUGGAGUUUUCCUAUGCGGCCAGCCUGAAAGAAACGUCGAAAACACUUACCUGUGGUCUACGAUUAUCCCUCUAGUACCCAAUUACAUCAUCGACAGAUGGAGAUACUGGACAUCCUGGGGAGCUCUUUUAAUUGUUUACUCAACAUCGAACGACGAACUACUUCAAUGUCUGUUCACAAACCGUGUAUCGCAGUAUCUGGGCAAGAUUUCUUUCUCUUUGUAUCUGGUACACGGGUUUAUCAUCCAUACCAUGGGCUAUAGCUUGCUAGAGAUCUCUUGGAGUCUCAUCGGCGAGGAGAAGAAGGAGACCUGUUUUAUCUUCAUGGCCACUUGUGUCAUUGUGACAACAGUUUGGUGGGCUGAUGUGUUCAUGCGGUUGGUAGAUAUACCGUCCGUCAAGUUUGCAAAGUGGCUGGAAGGAAAAUGUGCUGCUAAGAAACCGAUGGAAAUCAAGGAGGAGCCUGCGUGGCGAGAUGCAAGCACUCUUGUGUAG
Messenger RNA from Aureobasidium vineae, 630 nucleotides. NCBI's taxonomy places the organism in Eukaryota, Fungi, Ascomycota, Dothideomycetes, Dothideales, Saccotheciaceae. The record is from the annotation of a GenBank genome assembly.